Ustilaginoidea virens is the source of this 624-nucleotide messenger RNA. RefSeq lists its product as uncharacterized. The record is from RefSeq and is a predicted model, not a curated record. The transcript has 2 exons. NCBI's taxonomy places the organism in Eukaryota, Fungi, Ascomycota, Sordariomycetes, Hypocreales, Clavicipitaceae. The coding region runs from base 1 to 624 and encodes 207 amino acids.
AUGUGCGCCAAGCCCACCGCGCUGGAUGACGAAGCAUCCACGACCUACCUCUACGACAAACAGGUUCCACGCCCGGCCAGAUCGCCAGCCAAGGCCGCCCAGAUCAAAGUCCAGAACCGCAGGCGAGAAUACCUACAACGGCACCCGUCGUACCUCGCCGCCCUAGACCACGAACUCGCAGACCCAGUCCUCUACGAGCGCCUCAUCAAGCGCCACCAAAGCACGGAGGAGCGCCAGAGAGAAGGCAGGGCCAAGGGUUACGGGCGCGUGCUAGGAGCCGACCUGGCGCGCGGCGAGACCCGGCUCACCGCGCUGGCGACCGAAGCAGCGGGCGAGCGGCGCACCGACUUCGCCACGCGGCCGGCUUGGCGAGCCGCCACGGAUGUAGACAACGCGUGGGACGAGGAAGCCGGGACGAGGGAGGACGGGAUGCAUCUGUGGCAGGAGUUUCUGCGCGAGAGGUUUGUCAGGGGUGGGGAUGAGGAGUUUGACUACGGGGUCGUGGAUGGGGAUGAGGAGUUGGACGUGAACGCGAGGAGGAUGGAGGAGGACAGGUGGUUUGAGGAGGAGGACCCCGGGUGGACAGGGGAAGCCAGCGGGGAGACGGGCGUGCAGGAUUUCUGA